AUGAUAAACUUCGAGAAUGACCGAUGGAUGGAUGUUAAUGUCGUUGGCAGUCUUCUGAAGUUGUUCUUUAGAAAACUGCCCGAACCUCUCAUGUCCUAUGAAUUGUACGACCUAGCGAUACAAAUUUCUCGAAUCUCCGACCACGAAAAGAAGUUACUAAAAUUAAAAUCCCUUCUCGUCGAACUGCCAAUCACGAACAGGGAAACCUUCAAAUUUCUGGCCAAUCAUCUUCACAGGAUUGCCGAAAACGAGCCUGAGAAUAAGAUGAAUGCGCAUAACUUGGCCAUAAUGUUCGGCCCCUCAUUGGUCCACCCACAAAGCGACGACCCUCAAAACGAGCUGACCAAUCAGAUGAUAGCAGACAUGAAUUUGCAGACACACAUUGUGGAGCUUAUCAUUAUUUAUGUUAAUUUUUGA
Molecule: messenger RNA, 417 nt
Organism: Helobdella robusta
Lineage: Eukaryota; Metazoa; Annelida; Clitellata; Rhynchobdellida; Glossiphoniidae
Exons: 3
Coding region: 1-417 (138 amino acids)
Biological process (GO): regulation of GTPase activity; signal transduction
Cellular component (GO): cytoplasm
Source: RefSeq, a predicted model, not a curated record